Molecule: messenger RNA, 1807 nt
Organism: Anarrhichthys ocellatus (wolf-eel)
Lineage: Eukaryota; Metazoa; Chordata; Actinopteri; Perciformes; Anarhichadidae
Gene: dazl
Product: deleted in azoospermia-like
Exons: 9
Coding region: 85-690 (201 amino acids)
Biological process (GO): 3'-UTR-mediated mRNA stabilization; positive regulation of translational initiation
Cellular component (GO): cytoplasm
Molecular function (GO): translation activator activity; mRNA 3'-UTR binding
Source: RefSeq, a predicted model, not a curated record
UGGUUGGUGUUGGGCAGAAGAAGCGCCCGUGGCUUGCGUUGAAGUGCAUCUGGCUAACUUAUUAUUUUUAAAAUUAUUUUAGAUAUGGAUGUCCAGAAGCCCAGGAGCAGCAACCAGACUUCUCCCUCCCUGAAGUUGUCCAAUGGCUACAUUCUUCCUGAGGGCAAACUGACGCCCAACGCCCUGUUUGUUGGUGGGAUUGACAUGAAGGUGGACGAAAAUGAAAUGCGGGACUUCUUUGCGAGAUAUGGUCCUGUUAAGGAAGUAAAAAUUAUCACAUAUCGUGGAGGGAUCUGCAAAGGGUACGGGUUUGUGUACUUCGAUGACGAUGUCAACAUUCAGUCAAUCGUUGAGCAACAGAUCAGUUUUAAGGGUCGGAAACUCAAGCUGGGCCCUGCCAUCAUGAAAGAAAGGAGCUCUCGGUCCAUGCCGUCCCGUCUGGUGGGCCCGGCUCCCUGGAUGAGCCCCACUCAGUACUUCUACUGCGGCUGUUGCUCACCCAUGGGGGGGGGUAUGGCACAACCUUCGCCCAUCCUCAAUGGAGGCAGCCCCUACAAUCAGCAGCCGUACUCUUACCCCAACUUUGGAGGGGUCAUGAUCCCACAGAUGCAGAUGAACUACGCACAGAAUGCCUACGCCUACCAGAGCUUUGUUGACUGCGGAGUCCAGACGAUGAUGACUGUGCUGUAGCCACUGAGCCAGAUGCACACUACAGUGAGACGAAAUGCAGACAGGAUGACAUCUUGAUGUUCCGGGUGGCUGGAAGCAACCCAACGGCUCUCCCUGCUUCCUAAGCGAUGCCCUCCCCUCUUCUCCUCCCCUCCCUCAAUUUCUUGAGACCCAUUUUAACACCAGACUGCAGGAGCUCUCCACUUUAACUGUACUCGGUUUAUCACAAUCACUUUGAUCACGACGGGUAUGGACCACUGUCGUGUGGUCAGACCGCUUUUAACCCACAUGGAUCACAGUGACGGUCACACAGGGAGAGCAGAGCACCCUCACCACACCAGCUGUUUUUUGUUUAUUUUCCUUUUAUUUAUCCUAAAAGAAAAAACGGAAAAGACUUUUAAGCUCACCCUUUGUGCCUAUUUAUGUUUUAUUUUUGUAAUUAUUUUAUGUUUGGUUGGUUGGGGUCUUUUUUAGCCUCUGCAGGGGCUCUGUGUACAUUAAAGGUACAUUUAUAAAUAUAUAUAUAUUGUAACAAUGUCAUGACAGCAGUCGGAGUAGAAUGCUACUUUAAUUCCAGUUCAGAUUUAAUAUCCUCUGAUUAAGAAAUUUCCAUUAACUCGUCUACUACAGUAUAAGGACACUUGGUCAUUCCAUUAAUUUCAAGUACUCGUUUAUUUUGUACUCUAUCCUAUUUAAUUGGGUGUCGAUUGAGGCAGUAAAUGAACAGCAAUGUUGUCGCAUUGUUUGCGCCUCAUCACUAUCACUGACUUCUUGCCAGACUUUUUUUUAGUUGAGUUCCACAGAGCACACCGAUCAUCUGUUUCCAAACCGUCCCAUCCUGUGACUGGGUGUCUCUCCAACGGUUCACACACUCGAGUACAAUCGCAGCAUCAUUUCUUUUUCCCCCAUUACUCGUCAAUCAACUUACAUUUUGGAAGGAACCCCAGGGGAAGGCUGUUAAUCCACUUUGUAAAUGAAGGACAUGAUUUAAAAUAAGGUGCUCGCUGCUUCUUUGGGGGACAUGGUUGACUGUACAUGGUUCACUUCAUACUGGUUGUUAACUGUUGUUUAACUGGGUUUUAAUCUGGUCUCAGGUGAUUUUGCACAAAGUAUUUUACUGUCAUUGUAAGAGUCAACA